CAAAAAGCAGGGAGCGAUAAGAGCUCUGUGACAGCGGAUAAGGAUCAACAAGAAUUCCUCGAGUCUUGAUCCUUGGCACGGAGGGGAACAUGGUCAACAGUUGAGCAAGGAUAGAAGCUCGUCGACUGGCUACGAGAACGCUGAAGCCUCAUCUAUCAGAUGAAGCGCCAAGCCGGCAGCACCCUGCGCAGAGGGAGGAACCGUAGUCCCCUACGCGUGCGUGGCGUAUUCGUGCCGGGAGCUCUCUGUUACCGGUGCUGUUUGAGCCUGGAAAACUCCAUCAUUGUCCCCUUUUUUCAGGAUGAACCGAGUGGCCGUGAACUGGACAAUUUGGCAACUGAUGAGAAAGCCUUCAACGGAGUGUUUGCGGCACUUUUGGUCCGAACCGAUUUGAUAGAUGACGAUGCCCUUGUCUCUUCCUCGGUGUCCCGCUGCCGUCCUGUUACCGAAAACAGCGAAAUCCCGGCUCUUCAGCGGCCUGUUGUUGGACUGUCGCACAACGCUCCAGUGUUUCCAGUGGUCCUCCUGGCGGGGGGUUCGCCGGGUCUCUUUGCAAGGACUUUCUGGCUUCCAGAAUGCUCCUGGCCAGCUUUACCUGCGUGCCUUGCGUCAAACCAACCAGCAAAAGACAAAGGCCCUGGGCGACGUCACUGCAGAUGGUCUACUUGGCAGUGCGCUGACAUAGCCCGUGCCCCCUAUCAAGUCUGCAGCGCGCAGCGCGCAUUGCGCAGCGAGCAUGGGGGGGCCCCGGCGUGGAAUCGUGGAUGGGAGAUGGCAGUUGUACAGAUAGUGCGUGAGGUGGGCAUCAUCACCCCAGAAAACCCGCUUUCCCACCUCCCGUAUCCCUUCUUCAGUGAGGUGACACAGAGUCGGGGUUGGCCGUAGCAAUUGGGUAGGCCAAGCCAAAGUUAACAAAGACAUGCUCGGCGCUGCCAAGGUUUGACGCUCCAUAUUAUCGUUCUCAGCGAUAUCAAAUCGUCAGUCGACUCCGUAGGUGGUAGCACACUCAUUUCUCUUUGGAUCCGAUCAAUACAUCUACAACCUCUUUUCGUCCGAGGCUGUC
Messenger RNA from Colletotrichum phormii, 1063 nucleotides. RefSeq lists its product as uncharacterized. NCBI's taxonomy places the organism in Eukaryota, Fungi, Ascomycota, Sordariomycetes, Glomerellales, Glomerellaceae. The transcript has a single exon. Bases 160 to 885 code for a protein of 241 amino acids. The record is from RefSeq and is a predicted model, not a curated record.